AUGCAUCUCCUCGCCGUUCUUUGUGGCCUCCUUUUCUCCCUGCACACUCCUCCUACAUGCUCUGCGGCGACAGAUACACUCUCACGUGGUGGCUCGCUGGCCGGAGACGAGAGGCUUGUCUCCAGCAACGGCAAGUUCGCGCUCGGCUUCUUCCAGACCAACAGCAACAAUUCCACGAACACCACCUCCAACUCAUACCUUGGAAUAUGGUUCCACAAGGUCCCCAAGCUGACACCGGUGUGGAGCGCCAACAGGGACAACCCGGUCUCCAGUCCUGCCUCACCGGAGCUCAUGAUCUCCGACGACGGCAACCUGGUCAUCAUAGCCCAUGGCACCAAGGUCUGGUCUACCCAGGCCAACAGCACCGUCGCUGUUCUGCUGGCCGACGGGAACCUUGUCCUGCGGAGCUCCUCCAACUCCUCAGACAUAUUCUGGCAGAGCUUUGACUACCCAACCGACACCCUGCUACCCGGUGCAAAACUGGGCAGAAACAAGGUCACCGGUCUGAACCGCCGUUUUGUUUCAAGAAGGAAUCUGAAUGACCAAGCUCCUGGUGUCUAUUCCAUUGGCCUAGCUCCUGGCCUUGAUGAGAGCAUGAGGCUGUCAUGGAAAUCGUCUACAGAGUAUUGGUCUUCUGGCGAGUGGAAUGGCAGAUACUUCAACGCAAUACCGGAGAUGUCGGAUCCCGCUUACUGCAAUUACAUGUUUGUUACCAAUGACCAGGAAGUCUACUUCUCCUACACCUUGGUGAAUGAGAGCACAAUAUUUCAGGUUGUGUUAGAUGUCUCUGGUCAAUGGGAGGUGCGCGUAUGGGACUGGGACAGAAAUGAUUGGGUCACAUUCAGCUACUCUCCAAGAAGUCAAUGUAAUGUCUAUGCUGUUUGUGGAGCUUUCACAAUCUGCUCUAACAACGCAAAUCCGUUGUGCUCCUGCAUGAAGGGCUUCUCUGUAAGGUCGCCUGAGGAUUGGGAACUGGAGGACAGGACUGGUGGGUGCAUCAGAAAUACUCCAUUGGAUUGCAACGACAGCAACAAGCGUACAAGUAUGUCAGAUAAAUUCUAUCCUAUGCCAUUCAGUAGGCUGCCCAGUAAUGGCAUAGGUAAACAAGAUGCUACAAGUGCAAAAGCAUGUGAGGGAUUUUGUUUGAGUAAUUGCUCUUGCACAGCGUAUUCCUACAGCCAAGGUGGUUGCUCUGUUUGGCACGACGAUCUAACCAAUGUAGCUGCUGAUGACAGUGGGGAAAUUCUCUACCUUCGUCUUGCUGCAAAAGAGGUGCAAAGUGGGAAAGACCAUAAACAUGGAAUGAUCAUCAGUGUUAGUGUUGCUGUGGGUGUAAGCACUGUCACCUUAGCGUUCAUCUUCCUAAUUGUGAUUUGGAGAAGCAGUAAGCGAUCUAGUCAUCCAGUGGACAAUGAUCAAGGUGGCAUUGGAAUCAUUGCAUUCAGGUAUGUUGAUAUGAAACGUGCAACUAACAAUUUCUCGGAGAAGUUAGGCGCAGGUGGUUUCGGUUUUGUAUUUAAAGGGUGCCUGAGUAACUCGGUUGCUAUAGCUGUGAAAAGGCUAGAUGGUUCCCACCAAGGACAAGGAGAGAAGCAGUUCAGGUCUGAACUCACUCUCCUUCGAAUCCGGAGUCAUUUCUUCACAGUGGGUGGGUGGGAGAUGGUGCUGAGGCGGGCAGCGGCCGAAUGCCCCAAGAAGGUUGCGGGGCUGAUGGAUCUGGUGAACCUGUCCACCCAGUUGCGAGAGUUUGCCGGGGGCCGGUCCCAAAUGUCCCAUAUCUCCUUCUUCCUCCGGGUCUGGUCGUACAUCAAGGACAACAAACUUCAGCUUCUACUUGGUUAG
Messenger RNA from Miscanthus lutarioriparius, 1842 nucleotides. The record is from the annotation of a GenBank genome assembly. NCBI's taxonomy places the organism in Eukaryota, Viridiplantae, Streptophyta, Magnoliopsida, Poales, Poaceae.